CACCAAAACUCCUCCGUUCCCCCCCCCCCAAAAGUCUACGCCAUGAAAAUCAAAUCAGUGAAGCUAAGAGACGCACACGAGGGAAGUUCCAAUGCUUCCUUCUGCUCCAUCUUGUGGGAUCUCCAAUCUCACCACUUGGUCACUGCUUCAUCAUCUCAACCGUCCGUCUCCAUUCACGAUCCCCUUCUUCCUUCGCAUCCGCCACGGGUUCUUCGCCACCACCGAGAUGGUGUCACGGCGUUGGCGAUUAGCCCCAAUUCUACUUGUCUUGCUUCUGGAUCUAUUGAUCAUUCGGUUAAGCUCUAUAAAUUUCCAGGCGGCGAAUUUGAGACUAAUAUUACCAGAUUCACAUUGCCAAUACGUGCACUUGCUUUUAACAAAUCGGGAAGUAUGCUGGCAGCUGCUGGUGAUGAUGAGGGCAUUAAACUUAUUAAUACAAUUGAUGGUUCAAUUUCUAGGGUUCUUAAAGGGCAUAGAGGGCCUGUCACAGGUUUAGCUUUUGAUCCUAAUGGAGAAUACUUGGCAUCAAUUGAUUCAACUGGAACUGUUAUAUAUUGGGAACUUCAAUCCGGAAGAACAUUAUAUACCCUCAAAGGUGUAGCUCCUGAUACCGGUAUGGAUACUUCAGUUUUAAAUGUACUUAGCUGGAGUCCUGAUGGGGAGACUUUAGCUGUCCCUGGUUUGAAAAAUGACAUAGUGAUGUAUGAUAGGGACACGGCUGAAAAGCUUUUUACUUUGAGAGGCGAUCAUAUGCAGCCAAUUUGUUUCAUGUCAUGGUCGCCUAAUGGGAGAUACAUGGCUACUUCCAGUUUGGAUAAGCAAGUUUUGAUCUGGGAUGUUAAGAGGAAGCAAGAUAUUGACAGGCAGAAAUUUGAUGACAGAAUAUGUUGUAUGGCAUGGAAGCCAAUUGGAAAUGCACUAGCUGUCAUUGAUGUCAUGGGAAAGUAUGGAGUGUGGGAAUCGGUUGUUCCGUCUUCAAUGAAGUCCCCUACGGAAGACAUACCGAAUUCUCAGUCGAGGAACAAUGGUCUCCUAUUUUAUGACGAGGAAGAUCAGGAGGUCAGCAUGUCAGGCAGUUUAAGUGAUCUUGGUGAGUCUGAGUUUCCUAGCAGAAAACGAUUGCGAAAACAGUUGGUAGACGAUUAUGAUCAGCAUGAAGAUGUUUAUGAUGAGUUAAGCUUGGUUCCUAAAGCUAAACCCCAGAGAAAAGUGCACCGAGUUAACAAGGAAAUUUUGGAUAAAGAAAAAGAUGCAUUGAAAACCGUAAUGUCAUUUAGGCCAAAAUUGCAAGAGGCUUUUCAGCCAGGUUCGACCCCCCUGGCACCUGGAAAAAGGCAUUUCUUGUGCUACAAUAUGCUUGGAAGUAUAACUACAAUGGAACAGGAUGAAUAUUCCCAUAUAGAGAUAGAUUUUCAUGACACUAGCAUCGGUCCACGAGUUCCACCAAUGACUGAUCAUUAUGGUUUCACAAUGGCUUCACUAAAUGAAAAUGGAAGUGUUUUUGCAAAUCCAUGCAAGAGCGAGAAGAACAUGAGUACACUCAUGUACCGUCCUUUUUGCAGUUGGGCUAAUAACAGUGAGUGGUAUAUGCGAUUCGAAGGCGAAGAAGUAAGAGCAGUGGCACUUGGUUCAACAUGGGUAGCUGCAAUUACAAGCCUUAAUUUUCUUCGAAUCUUCACUAAUGGUGGUUUGCAGAAACAUAUUCUUUCACUUAAUGGACCAGUGGUGACUGCAGCAGGCUUCAAUGAUGAGCUAGCAAUUGUCAACCAUGUUUCUGAUUGUCUUCCAUCUAAUGAGCAGAUGCUAGAGUUUACAUUAUUCAACAUAUCUAAAGGAACCCAAGUCUUCAGAGGUCGUCUUCCAUUAACUCCCGGUUCAUAUUUAACGUGGUUUGGGUUUAGUGAAGAAGGCCAGAUAAGCUCUUAUGAUUCAAAGGGUUUUCUAAGGGUUUUCACAAGCCAAUAUGGUGGCAACUGGCUUCCUCUUUUCAGUGCCAACAAAGAAAGGAAAUCUGGUGAGAAUUAUUGGGUGAUCGGGUUGAAUGCGAGCAAGUUGUUUUGUGUUGUUUGUAAGAAUCCAAAUACAUUCCCACAGGUGCUCCCUAAACCUGUUCUUACUCUGAUAAGCCUGUCAUUUCCUCUUGCAUCCUCUGAUCUUGGAGAAGAAGCCCUUGAAAAUGAGUUUAUGCUAAACAAUCUGCAUCUCUCAAAGAUUCAGAAACAAAUAGAAGCUACAGCUGGUGAAGGCUUGGACACUACUUCUCUUGACGAUGAGGCUUUCGACAUAGAGGCAGCACAAGAUCGAUGCAUCUUCCGGCUAAUUGCAUCCUGCUGCAACAGUGACAAACUUGUGAGAGCCAUCGAACUUGUGAAGCUUUUAUCUGUCGAAAAAUCAGUUAGAGGUGCAAUACAACUUGCCACUGCAUUGAAGCUUCCUAUUUUGGCUGAACGAUUCAAUGAAAUACUGGAGGAAAGGUUGAGAAAUAAAACAAUGGAUUCAAACACUGGUCUUUCAAGUUCAAAACAUGAUCUUGCAGUCAACAAGCCCUAUACUGCAACUGAAAGAUUGGAACCAUUUGCUCCAUCUUCAGCUAAACUCUCAGCUCCUGUGUUUACAAAGAAAGUAAAACCUUUGGAACGAGUUAAAUUCGGAAAGCAAAAGACAGGCAUUGAUCAAAGUGCAAAUCUAGAGGACAGCAAGGAGGUAAAGGAUGCAGAGAAGAAUGAUGGGUCUAGCCAUGUGAAUGGUGUGAAGGAAGUGAAGAACUCAGAUAGUCAAGGCCCUUCAAACUCGUUUCCGAAGUUGCCAAAUAUUCGGGACGGAAAGAAGGAUCCAUCUAAUCCUGUGUCGAAGUCCUCAAAUGAGGAAUCAAAGAAGGUUGUAGGAGAACGACCUAGUAAUCCAUUUUUGAAGUCGACGGUUAAGUGACAGUUAAGUGAAAGUUUAAAGCCAUUGUUUCACUCAACAUGUAAGGAGUUCUUUUGUUGAUAAA
Messenger RNA from Hibiscus syriacus, 2992 nucleotides. Its product is annotated as WD repeat and HMG-box DNA-binding protein 1. The transcript has 12 exons. Gene Ontology annotation, biological process: DNA-templated DNA replication; mitotic cell cycle; DNA repair. Bases 43 to 2928 code for a protein of 961 amino acids. Gene Ontology annotation, cellular component: nuclear replication fork. The record is from RefSeq and is a predicted model, not a curated record. NCBI's taxonomy places the organism in Eukaryota, Viridiplantae, Streptophyta, Magnoliopsida, Malvales, Malvaceae. Gene Ontology annotation, molecular function: protein binding; chromatin binding.